GGCACCACAACUGUGCAUUUGUAUUCUCUCAUGUCUCUCGCUCUCUCUCUUUUCCUUUUUGUCUCGCGAUCCUUUACGUAUAACCGUUCUCUCUCUCUCUCGCGCUUUCUCUCUCUAAAUCUCUCCCAUGGAGGCUCUGUGGGCCUCGAGAAUGCUUUGCUGCAGGCCGCCGUCGUCGGCGUCUUUGUGCUUUCACCGGACCGCUCUGCAGAAAUGUGGUGUGUUUGGGCAAGUGAGUCUUUCUUGUUUGCGGGCGAGGCAAGGAAGCAUAAAAAUCCGAUCUUUGAAGGUUGGGAGGCUGUAUAGUACUGCAAGGAAUGGUUCUCAAGAAGAUGGGUCCUCUGUAGCUGAAGAUGACAGAAAAGAACAGGAGAAGGGUCUUUUGUUGGGAGCACAGAGGGAUGGCUCCGGCUCUGUUGUUGGGUUUCACUUGAUUCCUCAAUCUGUAACAGGUGAUGAAACAGUUUCAGAAUCUAAUGAUGAUGGUGGAGAAGAUGAGGAUGCAGAUAGUGAUAGUGAGGUGAGUGAGGAACUGGAAAAUGAGGUGGAAACCUUGGCAAGAACAGUGUGCAAUGUUGUUUUUGUUACUUCUGAGGCAGCUCCAUAUUCUAAAACAGGGGGGUUGGGAGAUGUUUGUGGCUCUUUGCCUAUAGCACUAGCUAAGCGUGGACAUCGCGUCAUGGUUGUUUCCCCUAGAUAUUUGAAUGGAUCCCUUUCAGAUGAAAAGUUUAAGAAUGCAGUUGAUCUUGAUCUGAAAAUCAAGAUCUAUUGGGCUGGUGGUGAGCAGGAAGUAGCAUUCUUCCAUGAGUACAGGGCUGGAGUUGAUUGGGUUUUUUUGGACCAUCCUUCAUUCCAUCGACCUGGAACACCUUAUGGUGACAUUUAUGGUGCUUUUGGUGAUAACCAGUUUCGGUUCACUUUGCUUUGUCAAGCAGCCUGUGAAGCUCCGUUAGUUCUCCCCUUGGGAGGGUUCACAUAUGGGGAGAAAUGCAUGUUCAUUGCUAAUGAUUGGCCUGCGGCUCUGGUUCCUAUAUUUUUGGCAGCCAAGUAUCGCCCACACAAUGUUUAUAAGGAUGCUCGAAGCGUUAUUCUGAUACAUAACCUUGCACAUCAGGGAGUGGAGCCUGCAGUGACGUUCAAGAACUUGGGAUUACCUCUCGAAUGGUAUCCGGCAGUGGAAUAUGUAUUUCCAACGUGGGCAAGGACCCACGCACUUGACACUGGUGAAACCGUGAAUGUUUUGAAAGGUGCAAUCAUCACUGCAGAUCGCAUAGUGACAGUUAGUCAGGGUUAUGCUUGGGAAAUAACAACUCCCGAAGGUGGAUAUGGACUACAUGGACUAUUGGGUAGUAGAAAGCCCGUUCUUAAUGGAAUAACAAAUGGAAUCGACGUCAAUGAAUGGGACCCAUCAACCGAUGAGCAUAUUGCUUCACCUUACUCCAUUAAUGAUCUUUCUGGAAAGGUUCACUGUAAAACUGCUUUGCAAAAGGAAUUAGGCCUUCCAAUUCGACCGGAUUGCCCAUUGAUUGGAUUCAUUGGGAGAUUGGACUUCCAGAAAGGCAUUGACAUAAUCCUCUCGGCAACUCCUGAACUAAUGAAGGAUGACGUCCAAUUUGUAAUGCUUGGGUCCGGUGAGAAACAGUACGAGGACUGGAUGAGAUAUAUGGAGUCACAAUAUAAAGAGAAGUUCCGAGGAUGGGUUGGAUUCAACGUGCCUAUUUCGCAUAGGAUAACAGCCGGCUGUGACAUCCUAUUAAUGCCUUCGAGAUUCGAACCUUGUGGCUUAAACCAGUUGUACGCGAUGAGAUAUGGCACCGUGCCCGUUGUUCAUAGUACCGGGGGCCUACGAGAUACGGUGGAAUCUUUUGACCCGUAUGCCGAGGAUGGCGGUGCAGGCACCGGGUGGACAUUUUCUCCUCUAUCAAGAGAAAAUCUAGUGGCUACACUUAGAAUAGCUACCGGGACUUAUAUAGAACACAAACAAUCGUGGAAGGGAUUGAUGCAGAGGGGAAUGGCGAGGGAUUAUUCGUGGGAAAAAGCGGCGGUUCAAUAUGAACGAAUCUUUGAAUGGGCCUUCAUGGACCCCCCAUACGUUAGAUGGCCGAACUAGAAAGAAAUCGGACUAAAUCCUCGUGAUAGAUUCAUAGUUCGUGCUGUGAUAGCAGUGAGUUAUGCUGCUCCAUCUUUCUUCAACUGCGCCAUUCUUUUUGUCGAACUGGCUUCUUUCUUUCUGAUGUCUCUAUAGCACUAGCAUAGUUGCAUGUUGCAGAUGGAGAAAAGGUUUUUUUGUGUGUAGAACAUAAAGCCCAUGUGACAACAAAUUGUAAAAACAUCUUUAUAUUUUUUUAAAGGAAAUUUGUUAUGGUCAA
Molecule: messenger RNA, 2369 nt
Organism: Ipomoea triloba (trilobed morning glory)
Lineage: Eukaryota; Viridiplantae; Streptophyta; Magnoliopsida; Solanales; Convolvulaceae
Product: soluble starch synthase 1, chloroplastic/amyloplastic
Exons: 15
Coding region: 128-2110 (660 amino acids)
Cellular component (GO): chloroplast
Molecular function (GO): alpha-1,4-glucan glucosyltransferase (UDP-glucose donor) activity
Source: RefSeq, a predicted model, not a curated record